Molecule: messenger RNA, 393 nt
Organism: Symbiodinium natans
Lineage: Eukaryota; Dinophyceae; Suessiales; Symbiodiniaceae
Source: the annotation of a GenBank genome assembly
AUGUUGGUAGUUUCUGACAUGUGCGUUGGUGCGGUCUCCGACGGUCGCUUGAAGAAGGAGGUGGCAUCGCUAGCCGCCCAGUUCGGCUUCUCACUGGCUCGGCAGAAGAAGCGAGUGGUGGACUACGACUGUGCGCAUCGUCAGCAGACCCUGAAGGCUUCGAAAACGCCUUCAAGUCAACAGGAAAAGCGGUUAGAAGCCAGAUCGCGGAGAAUGGAUCGUCCCGAGCGGUUAGAUGCGGACAAGCUUCGGGCCGUGGCCGCCCGAGUCAGCCGCAGCGAGAGUGGUGUAACUGGCGUGUCCUCGCCGGAGCCUCAAGGAACGGCUGCACGAAGAAGGGCAAGCAUGCAGGCAGGCAGUUCACGAUCUGCAUCAAGCAAAGUCUGCGCAUGA